Molecule: messenger RNA, 3255 nt
Organism: Xiphophorus couchianus (Monterrey platyfish)
Lineage: Eukaryota; Metazoa; Chordata; Actinopteri; Cyprinodontiformes; Poeciliidae
Gene: slc25a44a
Product: solute carrier family 25 member 44a
Exons: 4
Coding region: 324-1277 (317 amino acids)
Biological process (GO): branched-chain amino acid transport; branched-chain amino acid catabolic process; transmembrane transport
Cellular component (GO): mitochondrion
Molecular function (GO): branched-chain amino acid transmembrane transporter activity
Source: RefSeq, a predicted model, not a curated record
AUUUCAGUCCUAUAAAUCGGGGCAGAAUGCUUUUCAAACCUGUUUUUUUAAUUAACUUUAAAGUAGAUAACGAUUUAUAGAUGUCUUGAUAAAGCUUAGACCCUUGACCUUUUACCUUUGACUGUGUUUGUUCAGAGCAGUAAUGGACGGAAGACAUGACCCUCCAUUAUGUUGCAGCAGCGCAGGCCGUUCGAGUGUAAAUAAACAACUUCGAUACCCAAACGACAGUGGUCGAGGACGGUGAGCUUAAUGACUAUUCGGGUAUAAUGGAAGCAGCAGCGUUUAGGACUGCAGCGCUUUGGCUUUAGUGCCUGACCGGCACCAUGCAGCAGAAAGGUGCCAUCCAGAUUAUCGAAUGGGAGGACCUGGACAAGAGGAAAUUCUACUCCUUAGGUGUGUUUAUGACGUUGACCACCCGGGCCACGGUCUACCCAGCCAGCCUAAUCCGGACCCGGCUGCAGGUGCAGAAAGGGAAGGCCGUGUACUCGGGCACCUUUGACGCCUUCUGCAAGAUCCUGCGAACGGAGGGCGUGAGGGGCCUCUACCGAGGCUUCAUGAUCAACACCUUCACUCUGGUGUCAGGACAGGCGUACAUCACCACCUACGAACUGGUGCGCAAGUACGUGUCCCACUACUCUCCCAGCAACACGGUCAAGUCCGUGGUGGCGGGAGGGGCAGCGUCGCUGGUGGCUCAGACCAUCACCGUGCCCAUUGACGUGGUGUCCCAGCACCUGAUGAUGCAAGGACAGGGGGAACAUCACUCCCGCUUCAAGGUGAAGCCAAAAAUGAUGCUCGCCACAUCUAAACGCAAUCCUACUUUUGGACAAUCGCGGGAAAUAACGGUGCAGAUAUUUGCAGCCGAUGGUUUCAGGGGAUUUUAUAGGGGUUAUGUGGCAUCCCUGCUCACGUACAUCCCCAACAGUGCCCUCUGGUGGCCUUUUUACCACUUUUAUGCAGAAAAAUUAUCUUUAAUGGCACCAAGUGGAUGUCCCCACCUGAUUCUGCAGGCUGUGGCAGGACCAAUGGCAGCGGCAACUGCCUCCACCAUCACAAACCCUAUGGAUGUUGUUCGUGCAAGAGUUCAGGUGGAGGGCCGGACAUCCGUCAUAGAGACGUUCAAGCAGCUGCUGGUGGAGGAGGGCAUCUGGGUGAUGACCAAAGGGCUGUCGGCUCGCGUCAUUUCCUCCAUGCCCACGUCGGUGCUCAUCGUGGUUGGAUACGAGACCCUGAAGAGGCUGAGUCUGCGCGCAGAGCUGAUUGAGACCAGACACUGGUGAAAGACAACAAGGCGUAGGCAGGGUGGGGGACCAGGACUGUCUGUCAUCCUUCUCCAGCUGCACAGAGGCAGUGACCCAGAUCUGUCUGAUGCGCUUUAGAUCGGUGCGGCUUUAAACGCAGGAAUAAGGGGAAUUCAACAUUAGACGCAGCCGUUAGCAACUGGAAGGUUGAUGAAACAACCAUAUUGUUCUCGCUGUCCUGUGAUUUGCUGUAUUAUUUGUGAAUGAUGCACAUUGAAAUGCGUAACAGGUACUUGUUCCUCGUUCGUGUUGCUGUAGAUAAAAUGAAGCUAGGUGAUGGACGAAAAGAACAGAUUGGAAAAAUUCAAGUUUUAAUCUAGAAUAUGGGUUUUCAGAGUCUGGUAGCUAGCUUAUCAAAGAGCAAAUGGACAUCUGUGCUCUUCCAUCUACUUUAUUGUAGAUUUUAUUUUUGUAAAAGUUUUACUUGAUGUUCCAUUCAUAUAAGUUUCUCUGGUCUUGUGGGGUUUACCCACAUUAGCUAUGAUGCUUUGGUUACCUUGUCAUUUACAGUCCUAUAAGUAUGAGCUACCUUUUUUAUUAUAACCAUAGUUCAUUCAGCCUUGGUCAUCUAACUUUGGCGUUGGGCCUUACAUGACGUCAAAGUCGACAAGGUCUAAUAGCGAGGUUAGCUAGCAACUCUGGACAGACAAUACUAUGGCAGUGGAGCAUCCUCAAGUCCAUUCAGACAAAUCUAGAUUUUAAAUAAUCAUGGUCACACUUCCUUCCUCAUUUUAUUUUCCUUGGCCCAGACUAUCUCGUCCCUCACCAUAUCUUUAUGUACUUAAGAAAAAAAAUCGAUCUGGCAUAGGUUUGGUGAAGUUAAAUAUUUUGAAUUACUUUGUUUUUUUAACCCUCAUUUUGCCACCCCUUGAAGAACUCUAGCGCUCCCUAGAGGAUAUUUGAAAAUAUCAACACUUUGAAAAGUCCUGAUCUAGAGAGGUUGCGUUAGAUCAACUGAAACUGUAAUAGCUUUGGUGGUGUAAAAACCAAUCUUGCCUUUAUCCUGUUGUACUCUACUGUACAAAUAACAUUUUAAUGUCUGCAGAUCUUUCCCUAACUGAGUUGUAAAGGGGGGUUUGGUUCUCUGGUCCGCAAGUGUUUUGUGGACUUUAAGGUAUUUUCUGAGGGCUGUCCAGUCCAUGGACAGAAAGGUAUCCGGUUUGAGAACCUGUGGUCUCAUCUUUGCUUUUGGAAAUGGUGUGGUUCUGGGGGCAUCCUCAACUCCUGUAAGUCAAAAGCCAUGGUAACCACCUGAGAGAACGGUGGAGUCCUCAUCUCAGAUCGACGGUCAGUAUCUGUCUAUCAAGGGGCCUUGUCUGCAGAAUACUUGGUACUACUCUUUUUAUAAAAAAAAUAAUCUAUUACAUGAUUAAUAUGUGUAAUUCUGAAGAUUAAUACCCUUUAGGCACCUUGAUUAUAUUGUGUGUCACUGCCUUUAAUGUGUUCACUUCAAUGAAGAGUAAACCACAUUAUUUUGAGCUCGAUUGUAUCACUUCAGUGGUAACCAGGGUCCUCAAAUUGAUUCCAAACAUUUAUAUUUGAACUCUUAAAAAAGUGUGGAAGUGAACACUAUUUAAAUUUUUUUUGUAUGUAAAAUAUCUCCUGGUGAGAAAUUUGAUUUUAAAAAGACUGCAACUCAAACCGUGCUGCCACGGUUCCAUAAAACAAAGAUGGCAGCAACACACCAGCACACACACCCUGAUUUACUAACCUGCCUUCAAAAUUGACAUUACAGUGUGUUCAGAUUUACUGCCAUCCCACAGCGGACAUUUUGUGUUUUGUUCAUUUUUUGUUUGUUUUUUUUAAAGUAAUGUUUGUGAACACUUCUGCCAGGUCAAGUACAGUGUUUCUGUGAAUAAGAGUCUCUUAGUAUUUCUGUGACACAUUAAAUGAAUGUGUAAAAACUUGUGUUACAUCAACAUGUCCAGAGUUGAAUAAAAAUUGUAUAAAUUUUGUA